ACUUAUCAUUGAAUUUGAAAACACGAAUGUUGUGAUCUUACCAUCCCAGUUUCAGAAUUGUUGAAGUUGUUGGACUGUGCUGUUGGAGUAUCUUAAAGGCUCAAAUUCUGACUUUUAUCCGAAAUCAUUCAACAGAUUUCAGCCAUAAUAAGUAGAUAAAGUAAUAGUUUGAGAUACAUCAGUAUGAAGACAUUAGUAGGUAAAAUCUGUAUUGUAACUGGAGCUACAAGAGGUAUAGGUAAAGGUAUAGCUCUACAGCUAGGAGAAGCUGGAGCAACCGUCUACAUAACAGGUCGAACUUUAAAUCCUCCGGAUGAUCAAGUUGGAGGAAGUCUAAGAGAAACAGCCAAAGAGGUUGAAAACAGGGGAGGUAAAUGUAUACCAGUACAAUGUGAUCACAGUAAAGAUGAUGAUGUUGUUAAACUAUUUGAUAAAGUUAAAACUGAACAGGAUGGAAGACUGGAUAUCUUGGUCAAUAACGCCUACUCUGCUGUAAAUGCAAUAAUGGAUAAUCUUGGACAGAGAUUUUGGGAAAAUGAACCAAACAUGUGGGAUGAUGUUAACAAUGUUGGUUUGAGGAACCAUUAUAUCUGUUCAGUUUAUGCUGCUAGAAUGAUGGUGGAAAGACAAUCUGGAUUAAUUGUCAACAUUUCAUCGGUUGGUGGACUAAUAUAUUUUUUUAAUGUUGCCUAUGGUGUUGGUAAAGCUGCCUGUGAUCGUAUGGCUGUAGAUUGUGGAUCAGAAUUAAAGAAACAUAACGUAACAUUUGUCAGUUUAUGGCCAGGUCCUGUGAAUACCGAAACUAUUUCUAAACACAUUGAUAAUCCUGAACUGAGGAAGUUUAAAAAAGAUAUAGAAAAUGGUGAGACAGUAGAAUAUGCUGGCAAAUGUAUUGUUCAUCUUGCAAAUGAUCCAAAUAUCAUUAAGAAAACUGCUCGUAUUUUGUUAACAGCUGAGUUGGGGGAUGAAUAUGGUUUUGAUGAUGUCAAUGGGAGACAUCUGCAAUCUUUCAGACAAGUAAAAUAUCUGUUGCAGCAAGGUGGAGCUGGUUGGAUAGCUCCGUUUAUUCCUGGAUUUAUUAAAAUACCAUACUGGAUGUUAACUUUGGCUUCUAGUAAAUUCUAAAUAUGCGGGUCAAGAUGAAAACUUCUGCGAGAUAAGAAAGAGAUAAUUUAAUGGCAACAAACGUGUUUUCUUCUGUUCCAGUCUAUGAAUUCAGCAACUUCAAAGUGGUCUAAUAUUGCCUAAUUUAGGUGACUGACUCCAAUUCCAACCAACCAAUUAAUCGUUUACAGUCCACAGGCAUGGGACUGUCGAGAGAAAAUUUAACUCCCACAAACACGUAUUCCAGCCAUUCAAGCCUGUGAAUACUUCAUCUUCAAUUUGGUCCAAUAUAGCCUAUCUUAGGUGGCUAACCUGAAUCCCAAACAACCAAUCAAUCGUUGCAGGGUAUGAGGGUCUCCUAGAGAAAAUUUUGAAAAUUUAACCCUUGCAAAUGCAUUUUUCUGCUAAUAUAGCCUGUGAGUUAAGCAACUUCAAACUUGUCCUAUUGUUUUGUAACGUGAUAUUCCACUCUAUGCCAACCUGAAUUCCAACCAUCCAAUCAGACUGUUGCAGCUGCAUUCACAAAUAAUAAUCGAUGCUCGAAAAAUAUCACACAAAGUAAAGUGGCUCCAGACAAAAUGUUUCAUUCCAUAGUCAAUGCUGUACAAAUUCGUGGUAUUUAAAUAUACAUUAUGCAAGAGCAAAAUCGGCCUAUUGUAGGUCUUUCUUUAGGCCUGAAAUGUUAUAAAAACUAUUAAUUAGACAUUAAUUAACUUAUCCAGACCAUAAUCAGCUCUCGAUGUCAAGGCUUGCCUGCGAUAUUUGUUGGAUUACAGUCCGAUUUGCUGCAAAACUUUCCUUCGUGAUUAACGAUUAAAUGGAUAAUCAAGACUAUUAGUUUUGUCUUAUCGACUUCAGUAAUGAUGAUCGAGACUAAGCGGAACUUUCAUCCGCUUAGUUCUCGGUUCAUAGUGGAUCAAUUUGACUGAAAUUUUCAGCAAGUUGCCUUUACAUUAUGUAGUUUUUAACUAUUAUAGUGAUAACUGCCAACUCGUUAUCUAAUCUCCCAUAAUGUAUCUUUAAUAAAAAGAAAAGUAAAAUUAGUAUUUUAUUAAAUUUUGAGCACUUUAUUUUGCCAACUAGAUCAAAUAA
Messenger RNA from Patella vulgata (common limpet), 2196 nucleotides. RefSeq names its product dehydrogenase/reductase SDR family member 1. The record is from RefSeq and is a predicted model, not a curated record. The transcript is spliced from 10 exons. The coding region runs from base 184 to 1125 and encodes 313 amino acids. Lineage: Eukaryota; Metazoa; Mollusca; Gastropoda; Patellidae.